Molecule: messenger RNA, 2718 nt
Organism: Paracoccidioides brasiliensis Pb18
Exons: 4
Coding region: 1-2718 (905 amino acids)
Biological process (GO): mitotic cell cycle; meiotic cell cycle; microtubule nucleation
Cellular component (GO): equatorial microtubule organizing center; mitotic spindle pole body; gamma-tubulin small complex
Molecular function (GO): microtubule minus-end binding; gamma-tubulin binding
Source: RefSeq, a predicted model, not a curated record
AUGAAUUCUCCUUCUCCUUCGACUGUGAAGCCAACUCCAUCUGAUGAACGAUCGUCCACACAUACAACCAGUUCUCGAUCACGCGUUACUUCUUCAGGUCGCGUUAAUGGGAAACGCACGCGGCAUGGUCAGUCCGUGCCGGACGGCAAAAUGCCAACUUCACGAGAAGGAACCCCAGGAGUGAGUCGUUCAAGCAGAGAAUAUAACUCAAGUGAAGUGCGCACCGAGAGGACGCAGGUCACAACCAGAGAAACUGUCCAGGUCAGGUCGAAGAAACCCACGACCAGUUCAACAGCAACACCAAAAAGAGAUUGGGAAAGGGAGAAAUCAAGAAUGAAAAAAUCUAGUCAACAUGAGGUUUCUAUUCCAGCUGCUAGGUCGAGAAAAGAGAAGGAAGUUGAAAAGGAGCUAUCAGAUGUGCCCUGGGAACCGCAAGCAACUCUAACUCCCCACUCAACCGCCCCCCUCGCUAGUCGUGUGUCUGUAUCCCCCCUAUCGUCACUGGCCCCGCAAUCACUGCGCCCACCUCCUCUCCGAGAACUAAGCAUGGAGGCUCAGGAGGCUGCAAUACUCGAAGAUCUUCUCUUUGUUUUUAUGGGCUAUGAAGGCCAAUAUAUCCACUUUGUCAACUCAUAUAACCCAUCUGAGGAAACAGAUCGCUUAAUCGGACCAUCUUUUCAGGUCGAACCAGGCCUUGAGCCGAGCUUGAAGGACCUUACUCUUUCCAUGCUGAAGAUGGCCACCCACUACAGCGCUAUGGAGGCUUUUGUAGAAGUUCAGAGCAGAGCAGAAUUUGGCGCUGUCAACCACGCUCUUUGCGCGGCAAUACGCAAACUACUAAAGGACUAUCUUAUUCUGAUCGCGCAGUUAGAAAACCAAAUGCUCAAUAAUCAUAAUUUUACAUUGCAUGUUCUCCACCUCCAUAUCAUGCCAACCAGUCAAAGUAUGGUACAGCUAUACGCGCUCGGGCAAGAGUUGUUGAAGAAAAACUCGCUUCUGGUUCAGGAAACGGAUGAAUCAGUUGAUGAUUUUGAUGAUGUGGAAAAUAUCCUUGAACAACUGAGAGAAGGGGGAGAAUUAGCUCCCGGCAGCAUGUCCAAAAAGCUCUGCAAGGGUGGUAAUGUCUUGAGAGUACUAACCCAGCGACUUGCGACUUUCUCAGGUGACCCGACUACCGGGACAUUACUUCAGACCCUGUUGCGCGAAGCAAGCCGGCCGUAUAUGACCAUGUUGAACGAGUGGCUACACCAGGGGGCUAUCAACGAUCCCCACGCGGAGUUCCUUAUCAAAGAACAGAAAGGCAUCAAGCGUGACAAACUCGAGGAGGAUUACACUGAUGAAUACUGGGAGAAACGGUAUACCAUACGUGACUGCGAAGUUCCUCCACAGCUGGACACCGUUGGAGAUAAGGUUCUCCUGGCUGGGAAGUAUCUUAAUGUUGUUCGUGAGUGCGGAGGAGUUGAUAUCAGUAAGGAAAUUCGAGAUGUUCCCACGACCUUUGACGAUCCACGAUUUCUUGAUAACAUAAAUUCCGCAUACGCAUACGCAAAUGCAUCCCUGUUAAACCUUCUUUUAACGAAAAAUUCCUUGACGACUCGAUUCCGCUCGUUGAAACAUUACUUCUUCCUGGACCGUUCGGAUUUCUUUUCUUACUUCUUGGAACUUGGGGCAUCGGAACUCCGAAAACCGGCAAAGAAUGUCAAUGAAGGCAAAUUGCAGUCUCUUCUUGACCUCGUCCUUCGUCAACCUGGCAGUAUCGCUGCACAGGAUCCGUUCAAGGAAGAUGUGAAGGUUCGCAUGAAUUACAUAGGAUUAACUAAGUGGCUCAUGCGCGUGGUAAGCGUGUCUGGCAUUGAUCAAGAUAAUCCUGAUGGAGGACUUGAAAGAUAUCAGACUCCCGCCCCACAAGUUACAGAGGAGGAGAAGGACAUCAUUGGUUUUGAUGCCCUGGAACUUGACUACAUGGUCCCAUUCCCACUCUCGCUCGUUAUCAGCCGUAAAACCGUCCUCCGCUAUCAACUUAUCUUCAGGUACAUCCUGUCCCUACGACAUUUGGAAACGAUGCUAGGAACCUCAUGGCAAGAUCACAUGAAAGUACAAAGCUGGCGCCAUAGAUCAUCUGACCGAAAACUCGAGUUAUGGAAAAGAAGGGCCUGGACAUUGCGGGCUAGAAUGCUCAUAUUCGUGCAACAACUUCUUUACUUUUGUACGGCUGAAGUGAUUGAACCCAAUUGGCAGAAUCUUAUGGACCGGGUGAACGGUGAUGAUGCUGAUGGGACUGAGGUUAUGGUUAAUGGGACUAAACAAGUCAAUCGGACGGUCGAUGAGUUGAUGCAGGAUCAUGUUGAUUUCCUUGACACAUGUCUAAAGGAAUGCAUGUUAACCCAGGGAAAACUUCUCAAGAUUCAUUCCAAACUCAUGAUCUGCUGCACCAUGUUUUCCUCCUGGACGACGUCAUCACUUUCGCGUGGUCUUAUCUCCGCUGACCCAGAUUUGUCGGGUCCUAACGCAAAGCCAAACGUUCCUGGUUCAGAUGCCAAUAAGGCGUAUGACCCCUCGCGCCUAGAAAAGCUUGAAGAUACAUUAAAGAGAUAUGAAGGCCAUUUCAAUCGACACUUGAGGAUAUUGAUGGAUAGUUUAAAUUACUUCGCCGCCACUGAAAGCGUCGUCCUGCUCAAACUCGCCCAUUCACUAAGCACGAUCUGCAAGGAGGACUGA